This is a messenger RNA of Penicillium verhagenii, 594 nucleotides long. RefSeq names its product Cnl2/NKP2 family protein. The transcript has a single exon. The record is from RefSeq and is a predicted model, not a curated record. NCBI's taxonomy places the organism in Eukaryota, Fungi, Ascomycota, Eurotiomycetes, Eurotiales, Aspergillaceae. Bases 1 to 594 code for a protein of 197 amino acids. Gene Ontology annotation, cellular component: kinetochore; Mis6-Sim4 complex. Gene Ontology annotation, biological process: chromosome segregation.
AUGGCGCCCUCUGAAGAGUCUAUAUUGAGCAAUUUCUUGCUCACUCCAGCCCCGCUGCCAACUGUACUGUCCCUGCAGAAAUUCACAGAUCUGUUCCCUAAGCGUUUGAGGAACCACCCGCAUAUUCGGGCCCUGUACCGGGAGUUACAGCAGAUCCGGGAACAUGAUAUGGAUCAAGUGAAUGGAAACAUUGACACUGAAAUUCAUGAAGGCGAGCGCCAGAAAGCAGAGCUCCACAAAGCCAGCCUGACAGCCGGUGUGGAAGCAACCAAUGACGAAGAGCAACGGGAAGUGGACAUGGAUCUACAUUUGUUUGGUCAAACUACCUCCAAUUCCCAGGACUAUCAUUCAGUGGAGAGUCUCCUAGCCGAAAUGGAGACGGCUUGCACCCAUAUUGAGCGAGAGAUUGCUGAUAUUGACCAAGAGGCUUCUGGUUUGGUGGCUGGACUUAGUACUACUGUGGGAGGAUUGAGUGAUCUUCGCUAUGGGAAAUUUGCAGGCCCCGGGUCUGCUAGUGAUGUGGCAGAACAGAGUAUCCAAGGGUUGCAAAAUCUGGAAGAAACUUGUUAUGAAAAGAGCACUCCGGAUGCUUGA